AUGAAUACUUCGUUAAUACCCGCGUUUCGUUUUGUCUUCACAAGUUUCGAAAAAUUUUUCACCAGAGUUCAUAUCAUUUCAAAAAACAACACACCGACACUGAUUCUCCAUGAAAAAUCUACUCUAAAUUAUUUAAUAAUUGGUCGUUCCUUGAGUUCUGCUGCAAAUUCAGAGGAAACCGAGGAAUCCAACGAAAACUGUUCAAACUCAAACAAUAAAGUAAUAGAGAUCGAACUGAACGAACAAGAUUUAAUCGAAUCAUUUGUCAAGGGAUCAGGAAAUGGUGGUCAAAAGAUUAACACGACAUCCAACUGUGUCGAUUUGAGACACAUACCAACGGGCAUUCGAGUCCAGUGUCAACAAACACGUUCCCUACAGCAAAAUCGGUCCAUAGCAAGAAAGAUCAUGAUUCAGAAAUUAGAUAACUAUUUUAAUGGUGAUCUUAGUAAAUCCGCUGUUAAAGGAGAUCGGAUUAAAAAGAGAGAGGCGAAAAGGCGAAAAAGAGCUAAGGAGAAAUACGGGAAUAAACAAAGUGAGCCAACGGAUGAUACAGAGAGUAGUUCAUAA
Acaulospora morrowiae is the source of this 567-nucleotide messenger RNA. The record is from the annotation of a GenBank genome assembly. NCBI's taxonomy places the organism in Eukaryota, Fungi, Glomeromycota, Glomeromycetes, Diversisporales, Acaulosporaceae.